AUGUCGCAGUUCGAAAAACUUCAAGACGAUAUUUUAAAUAGGCGUUGUAGUAUUUUCUUGAGGCGGAAGGCUCAAUUGGAUUCUGAAUUUGAUACAAGGAGAAAGAAUCUUCAAAUAAUCAAAACUCUUCGACUCGAUGCCCUCACAAGAAAACUAAAUUUUCAACGAGAAUUUGCUUUAAACAAUUUUGAACAUGACAAGGAAUAUACAAAACAACAAAUAUCUAAAAGGAUUGAUGAAAAACUGGAACAAGUUGAAAAUGAAAUGAAACAAAUUGAAGAUAAUUUCCACCAAGAAAUACUUUCUUCCUUUAAUAAUAAUAAUAAUUCAACAACAAAAUCAUCAAAACAACAUUUAGGAAAAUUAAAAUGGGGAAUUAAUCGUUAUAUAAUUGAAAAUAAUGAAAAUUCUAAAAAUAAAAGAGAGGAUUUGAGAAGUAAAAAAAGCAGUAAAUAUUCAAAUUUACCUUUAAUGAUUGCACAAUUGUCUAAAAAUAAAAUUAUGGAAGAUUUGGAAUUAAUAUUAUAA
Meloidogyne enterolobii is the source of this 528-nucleotide messenger RNA. NCBI's taxonomy places the organism in Eukaryota, Metazoa, Nematoda, Chromadorea, Rhabditida, Meloidogynidae. The record is from the annotation of a GenBank genome assembly.